Molecule: messenger RNA, 2753 nt
Organism: Brassica rapa (field mustard)
Lineage: Eukaryota; Viridiplantae; Streptophyta; Magnoliopsida; Brassicales; Brassicaceae
Product: methylesterase 9-like
Biological process (GO): salicylic acid metabolic process; jasmonic acid metabolic process
Molecular function (GO): methyl indole-3-acetate esterase activity; methyl salicylate esterase activity; methyl jasmonate esterase activity
Source: RefSeq, a predicted model, not a curated record
UCAGGUAAUAAUUCUUCAAAAGAAAAACUAAGAUCUUAAACAACUUCAUUUAAUCUAAAUAUAUACAUGAUCAUUUAUGAUUGUGUGUGUGUGAAGGUGUAUCCGUUGUCGUGGACAAGCAUAUUGGUGUCGUUGGACAACAAAGGGAUGUGGAAUUUAAGGUCACAGAUAUGGUCGAGGAGGUAUUUAGGUCAAGAGCUCUAUGUUCGUGUCUGGAACGAUGAGAAGUCUCUAUACACUGAAGCUGAUCCGCCUCUCAACGCUCUUUAUUGCGGCCUAGCCAAACGUCCCCUUUAGAUAUUUUUCACAUAUAUUAUUGUUCUUACAAGUGGAGUGAGGAAAAAGAACAAACGUACACCUCAUUGAUUUUUCAAUAAACAGACAGAAAAAGAAAAGAAAAACUUUAUGUCUUAUGAAUUGUAUUCGGAUUGUGUUCAAUGUUCAUGCAUCUAAACCAUAAUUUCUAUAUCACAAUUAUUACUAGAACUUCUGCUUAACCAAAUCAAACUAUUUAUGCGGUUUGUAUAUGCUUGUGUUAAACUAAAACCAAAUCAUGUGUUAGAAUAAAGCUUUAACGUAUUUACAUAAUUCUUUUUUUUUUGUAAUUUGUUUAGAGUCUAGGUUUUAUAACAGAAACACUACCGGACAACAAGCUCGGUUGAAGAUUAAGGGUCUGGUUCGAACGCAGCGGGUGCGGAAGUUUGCGGAUGCGAAUGCGGAUGGUUGUGGUUUCAAGCGUUAUUAAGCGUUUUGUAUGACUGGCACAACGUUUGGAAAUUUUUGUGUUUGCGGAAUAUUUGUGACUGGUUGAUUAUAAAAUAUUGCAGCGGUUUAAUAAUAAAUUAUCAAUAUUUAUAUUAUAACAUUAUAAAAUAUAAAACGUACUAUUAUGAUAAAAUAUACUAAUUAUCAAUAUAAUAUGAUUAAUAAAAUAUUAUAUUUAUUUAUUAAAUUUUUUAAAUUAGUUGAAAUUUAUAAUUUUAAUAAAAUUUGUUUUGAAGAUUUGUAUUAAAAAUUUUAAAAUAAUAUUUUAUUUCGUUAUAUAUGUGUAUAUCUUUAUAUAUGUGUAUAUUAAUUUUAAAAAAUUGUAAUGAAUGGCUAGUUUAAAGUUCUUAUAAAACAAAUUAUGAUAUUGUUUUUUGAAUUUAAACUAAUAUAUAAAAUACAUAUAUAUUUUUAUUUAUAAUAUUUCCAUUUUAAAAUUUUAAAAUAAUUUUAAAAAUAAUUUUAUAUUUAUUUAUCCACCCACCACCGUCCGCAACCGCAAAUGCUAGCUGAAACUAAUUUUUAAUUUUAAGAGGUUCGGAGCGGUUCUGAACGGUUUGAGGCGUUGCAGCGGUUUGUACGAUCGUUUUGAAACGCUGUCAACCGUUACCAACCGCAAAAACUGCGUUUGCGAUGGUAGCGAAGAAACCAGUCAAACCUAAACCGAACUAUACCAAUUUUAACAUAAAUGUCUAUUAGACGUAGAUAGCUCCAAAACUUGAUGUCUUGUCUGGAUCUGGAUAGUUCAUUUGAUUCAAGAUUUCACGUGAUUUUCCAUCUUUGAUUUUUCUCUCUACUUUCACAGUGGGACCAGAAAAUCUUUUGUAUUCAAAAACAUGUUUCGUUACAAGACAAAUGUUUCGUUGAAUUGUCUUUCUUUUCCUAGCCUGAGGACAGAAAAUUCCACAAUCAGUACAGUAAAACGAUUAACCUAAAUUCAAAUAUAUUUAUUUAUAAAUUGUACAGUGCAAAGACAUUAAUGCGACAUUUCAAAACGAUAAAUGUCAAUCGCCAUUAUAAAUCACCACAAAAAAACCAUAAUUAAAACAGUCACAAAAGAAGAAAGAAGAAGAAAAGAAUAAUAGAGGAUGAAGAAGCAAUAUGUGCUUGUUCACGGUGGUUGCCACGGAGCAUGGUGCUGGUACAAAGUAAAACCAAUGCUAGAACAUUCCGGUCACCAUGUGACGGUUGUUGAUCUAAUGGCGUCUGGUGUGAACAUGACCAAAGUAGAAGAGAUUCAGACUCUGGAGGAUUACGCUAAGCCGUUGCUGGAGGUUCUUGAGUCGUUUGGCUCAGAGGAUAAAGUAAUCCUCGUCGCGCAUAGCAUGGGAGGAAUAUCUGCUGCUUUUGCAGCCGACAUGUUUCCUCGUACGAUCUCUGUUGCUGUCUUCGUUACAUCUUUUAUGCCUGACACGACCAAUCCACCUUCAUACGUUUUUGAAAAGCUUAUAGGAAGCCACUCAGAUUCAGAAGAAAUGGAUUUGAAGCUUGAGACUUAAGGAACUAAUGAUCAUCCUCUAAUGACUGUUUUUAUUGGACCCAAGUACUUAAAAAACAUGUAUCUACUCUCUCCUAUCGAAGAUUUUGAACUGGCCAAAAUGCUGAUGAGAGUUGCACCGGCUCUGACCAGUAAUCUGACGGGGGAAAAAUGCUUAACCGAAGAAGGAUAUGGCUCGGUUACUCGUGUGUAUAUCGUAUGCGGUCAGGACAAGGGUAUAAGCGAAGAGUACCAGCGAUGGAUGAUUGAGAAUUUUCCGGUUAAAGAAGUUAUGGAGAUCGAAGAUGCAGAUCAUAUGCCAAUGUUCUCCAAGCCACAAGAACUCUGUGAUCGCUUACUAAAGAUUGCUGAUAAAUAUGCAUAAACAAACCCGAGAAUGAUAUCACUAUUGUCAUAAUAUUUGUAAAAAUAAUCUUCAACUUGCACCACCAUGCAUGAUAGGAUACAUGUUUCAUGAGAUGGAUGAUUAUAUCAAUACGAAUUCACCGCU